Messenger RNA from Siniperca chuatsi (mandarin fish), 4409 nucleotides. RefSeq names its product zinc finger protein. Bases 521 to 1414 code for a protein of 297 amino acids. The record is from RefSeq and is a predicted model, not a curated record. The transcript has 8 exons. NCBI's taxonomy places the organism in Eukaryota, Metazoa, Chordata, Actinopteri, Centrarchiformes, Sinipercidae. Gene Ontology annotation, molecular function: nucleic acid binding; zinc ion binding.
CCUACUCACUCGACCAGUGCUCCCACUCACUCACUCUGCAAAUCCAGCAUUCAGUCUUCACUAUCACACACACUGUGUGAGCCGAGAGCGGUUUCUGUCUUUCAUUCAUCCCAGUGAAGGCUGCUCACACUUUCUUCCUCCCUCUUCCCUCCCUCACGCUGGAAUUGCUUACUUUGUUUGUUUGUUUUUGCCUUUUGGUCGGAGUAGUAGUGGAUGAUAUCAACGGAGCUACGUUUCUUCUUACCUCCGCGAUACUACGGACUGGAGAGGAGUCGCUAGAGGACACGCGCAUCACGACGGAGAGCAGCGCGAGGGAGUUUUAUUAGGAGGGGACGGCGCGAUUUAAAACAAGAAAUAAACAAAACAUCUGCAUUGAACAGAAGCGUUGCCACGGACGCUCCACCUGCAGAGACUCCUGUUAUAUUUUACGGCACAGGUGCGUUGAAGGAUUAAAUACAGGCAGUUGGCGGAUGGUUGUCGUUUUCGUGGAGAGGAGUCACUGCCUCGGCGCAAGUCUCAGAUGAAGAUGAAGUCUGCGGGCGUCGUGGAUGGAGGCUUGUUCACAGAGAGCUAUUGUAACAUCUGCAAUGCCCAGCUCAUCUCCGAGUCCCAGCGCACCGCUCACUAUGAGAGUAAGAAACAUGCCAACAAGGUACGUCUGUUCUACAUGCUUCACCCUGAAGAUGGAGGACCACCUUCCAAGAGACUGCGACCAGAUAACCCAGACUGUGCAGAGACAGAGGUGGACAGGAACAAGUGCUGUACCUUGUGUAACAUGUUCUUCACUUCCGCCAUUGUGGCCCAGUCCCACUACCAGGGGAAAACCCAUGCCAAGAGAGUCCGCCUGGUGUUGGGGGAGCCACCCAGCCUACCCACAGCCAUGACCAGCCCUACAAACACAGAUUCCUCCCCUUCCACCCCGGUGCCCACAGACCCCGCUGCGUGUCCCCCUCCUUCCCCUGCCCUGCCCUGGCCCAUGGCGGUGGACGGCGGAAACAGUGGAAGAGAGGCCGGGAAAUACUGCUGUCUGUGCAGAGCCUGGUUCAACAACCCGCUAAUGGCCCAGCAGCACUACGAGGGCAAGAAACACCGCAGGAACGCAGCCAGAGCACGCCUCCUGGAGCAGCUAGCAGGCAGUCUGGAUGCCACAGAGAGCACAGGUCAGCCUCUUGGCCCCGAGCCCAACACAAGUGGGCUGCGCAGUAGUUACUCCUGCAGUGUCUGCAGUGUGGUCCUCAACUCCAUAGAGCAGUACCAUGCACACCUCCAGGGCUCCAAGCACCAGAACAAGAUGAGCUUUGGCUUGUGUAAGGAGCUUUCCGGAGGAGACGAAAGCACGGCUGACAGCGGCAGGGGAUUAGCUCUCACCGAAGAAACAUCCAUGAAAACUGUCCUGAAGCAACACCAGCAGUAAGCCACGGAGGCAGGCCACUCUGGAAAGAAGAAGAAAUGGAGACAGACAUUAUUGGAAUAAACAACUUCAGAAAAGUGGACUUGGGUCAGAUACCGAAGAGUAUGAGAAAAUAUUGCAGAGUAACUUUAGUGUAUGUGUGUGUGUGAGAGUGUGUGUGUGUGUGUGUGUGUGUGUGUGUGUGUGUGUGUGUGUGAGUGUGUCUGUGUGUUUGUUUCAUAUCCCAGUGGGGACUUUAACCUGAAUGCACACUAACCCAAAAUUUGAGGUCCCCACAGGUAAAGACUGCCUUUUAAGGGUUAAGACUUGGUUUUAGGGUACAGGUUACAGUUAGGUUAGGGUAAGAGUUAAGGUUAGGCACUUAGUUGUGCUGGUUAAGGUUAGGGUAAGGGGCUAGGGAAAGUAUUAUGUCAAUGAUAGUGAAACAAACGUGUGUGUGUGUGUGUGUGUGUGUGUGUGUGUGUGUGUGUGUGUGUGUGUGUGUGUGUGUGUGUGUGUGUGUGUGUGUGGGCAACCAUGCACGCGUCUGCAGUAUGCAUGUGUGGGUCAUUGUGAGUGUGUUUAUUUCUAUCUUUGAUCUAAAAAUAUAUCUCUGAGAUUUAUUCAGCACUUAAGUGUUUGAUAUGAGUUCUCGACACCAACAGCCGUCAGAAGACUUGCGGCUGCAUAUUGCCAUAUAACUCCUGUGUGAACCACAAUCCUAAAAUUAAACCGAUGUCAGUGCGUUGCUCAGAGUGGUAAUAACCAUUACAAUGAUAGUCAUAGAGCAGCAGUAAUAAUAACUCUGUAACUAACUGUCCUCCAAGUGCUCUGACAGUAAUCAAAGUCUGAACACAGUCUUCUGUUUCAACAUGCAUUACAUAUACAGAUGGUGGCACAUGCAUGGCUCACUGUCAGACCACUUGAGACCUACUCAGGCCGAGACUUUCAAAUCCAAGGAAAAGAAAACUCCCAAUGACCUCAGCCAUUACAGAUUGCAUGAAUUUCAAUAACUUUGAAAGGUAUUUUUGGUUUGAAUCUUGUGUUUAAAUGUAGUGGAUCGAUAAAUGUAGUGGAUCGAUGUCCCUUUUUUUUCUAAAUGGUGGAUUUGUCAUUUUUAAACCCAUCUUUUCAUAUAUUCCAUAUUAUCAAAAUGUGGAGAUGUGGCAUGGUUAUAGUACAGAAGGCAGUGGAGAAAAGCAGCACAAAGACUUUUAAACUCCUGCUCUGAAGUGAGGGUCUGUGCAACUUUGUGAAUCAUCUACUGUUGAAAACAUUCCCACAGCACUGAAUACUGAUGUCAGAUGCAAUCCCGAGGUGACAAAAAUUCUCUUCUCUGUUGAGAUGAGCGACAUGUAGAUAAUAUUUUUGUAUUUUUCUGUUGCUAUGGCCAGAGGGGAAAAAAACUUGACUCCCAGUCCAUGUAGCAGCCAAUGUACAAAACAACUGGGAUGUAAUUCAAUGCAUGCAAGAUGUAAAACGUUGCAUUCACUUGCCUUUCUGAAACCUAUUGCUUGCGCGUUUUGGCAAUAGCGCUGCUUUCUAGUGAUAGCUUCGUAAUGCAUUACUGUACAUGCUUGCACCUGAACAAAGAGGUGACCUUUUAGUACUGAACUGGCUUCUUUUCAACAUCUAAUUUAUUCAUCAAAAAAGGAAAACUUUUUGAUACCUAGAAAUUAGAUCAGUCACCGCUGUAUAACACCCCUCAUCUGUAGUGUCUUCAGAGUGUCUGUAAAGUGAGUUUCAACAAUGGUUUGUAGCAUCAUAAGAUGAGCAAAGAGAAGACACGCUCCACUUUCCUGUGCUGGCACUGAGAUCGUCCCUGAGCAGCAUUUCUCUAUAAGCUGGGGAAAGGACUAAAAAAUACAGCACUCAACGCAAAGCUAUCCUCUGUUAGUUCUUGUUGGGUCAAGCUCUGUUUUUUUUUCUGUGUAAACACAUUAAAAAUCUUUUUAUUUUGUGCUUUGUUCAUUUCAUGGUGAAGAGAGUGAACUACGAAUGACCUGAUUAAAAAUUGUUUUUUCUUCUGCAGACGUAUGGGAUGAGUAAUGGUUUUAUGCAAUCACACUGUAAUACUAACAACCAUAUAAUGUGGGUUUGAAGUGAAAUAGUUUAACAAAGAGAAAAAAAGUGGUUUGUGUAAAUAAGCAGAAGCUGCAGGUGACGUUUGUGUUUUAAGAAGUACAAAAGUUUUGUAUUCAUGGUGUUUAUUUGCACUGAGCUUCAGGGUGAUAAGGGAAAUGUGUUUCUUAUGGAUAUUAUUGAAAAAUACAAAUAUGCUGGCACUGAAAUGAGAAUAAACUGUUUUGGUGGUUCAUGUUUUUGAAUGGAUAACCAUCAGUGAAAAUAAACUUAUCCUGAGCCGAGGAGUCUGUGAUGAUGGACUAAAAUCCAGCGAAUGGAAGACAGUGAGUGAUCGAACUCACUCAAAGCGAUUUUGAAUACUGCUGUUUUCAUGAGGACGACCACAAUCACCACAAAGACAGCCCCUCAGAGAAGCAUCUGAUAUGUGACUGCUUUGCCAGUGGUUUCAUAAAAACAGCCAAAACAACGAUGCAGGACUACAGACUGUUGGAUAUUAACAUGACGUCUAAAAUGACCAACCCCUCUGUUGUCGGUAAUGCCAUAAGAAAAACACAAAAACAAGAAGUCAUUUGGCAUUUUUGAUGUGCAUCAUGACUGUUUUGAUGACUAUUUACACUGACUCCUUUCUCUCCAGCACUGGUGUAUUCACAAUAGAAGCGGUGUCUGCGUGUGCCGAUAUGACAGUCUUUGCAGAGGAUGGCUGUGCCAUGAGUCACAUAUUUUAGCAGAUGUUACAUAACAUAUGACAGAAAUGUAUCUAUGGGUAGGAAUUCUGUGAUAUGAUGCUUGCGGGUAGGUGUUUGUGUAUGUGAAACUGUCAACUGCACUGGCAGUGGGAGACUCGCUGUGAGCUGUGUACUGUGAGCACAUUUGUAAACACACCUGAUGAUGAAUACAAUGAAAACGACAACUAUAUCUAUUUUCUCUUGCAAAA